AAAAGCAAUCGCAGUACGGAUCUGAACGUGGGAACUUUAUACUGUGAAGUUAUUUUACCCUGUCCGAGAAGGGUGUUCUGGCCAUGCUGCUUUGUGGCGGAGGGGAAUUUCGUGAUGUUCCCACGCUGUAUCGGAAUGUCGUUUCAACAUUAAACACCGAUCACUAACACGCCUGACCUUUCGACGGGGUAGAUGCUUUUUGGACCGCAAAAUUUUCUCGUGUUGUUGUUGUAAUAGUAUUUCGAAUCUGUACCUACGGCUAGAAGUAUUGCGCGAGUGAUUCCAAGUGCGUUUUAUUUGUUUCUAAUAAAAUUGUGCGCAUUAAAUUGGAUUUUUAUCAGGUCUUGGAGAGCUCGACAGGACCCAUGCCAAUUAGCGAGGACGAGUAUGACUCCCGCCCUUCGUACGAGCCAUCCUCGACGAUGUCAAAAGCGGAACUUCGCAAGACCCACAAGCCAAUUAUGGAAAAGCGACGACGAGCUCGGAUAAACCACUGCUUGAACGAAAUAAAAAGCUUAAUCUUGGACGCAAUGAAAAAAGACCCAGCCAGACAUUCCAAACUGGAGAAGGCGGAUAUUUUAGAAAUGGCAGUAAAGCAUCUUCAAAACGUCCAGCGUCAACAGUUAGCCUUGGCGAUGGCUUCAGAUCCGUCUGUGCUACGAAAAUUUAAAGCCGGUUUUAACGAAUGCGCCGAUGAAGUAAACAGAUACAUCGGCAAUUUGGAUGGCAUCGAUGCCGCCCUUCAGCAAAGAAUCGCGACGCAUUUAUCAAAGUGCAUCAGUGGAAUAGAACAGAUAGUGCAUUUAAAUUUCCCCGGUUUCGGCGGGGUCCCUUUUCUUGCGAAUACAAACUUCUUCUCAAAUGCGAAUGAAACCGGCUCGGAAACUUCGGGCGACCAGAAUAAUAACCCCAGCUUACAAAUACCGCAAAGUUUGCAAGUAAUUCCCAGUAGAUUACCUACGGGCGAAUUCGCCUUACUCGUCCCAAACUCUAGCAAUUUGCCUUACUUCCCGUCAGUUUCCUCCCCAACGCAAAACAGCCAGGGAUCUUCACAAGAUUUGCUCAAGCCAGCGUCCACAAGACCAAGUGCUUUCGUUACAGUUAUACCUUCCACCUUCAAUCCAGUACAGGCAAAAAGUAAAAGUCCGUCGAAGCUGCCGUUUAAAUUGCUCAGCCCUCCGCAAAGUCCCAGCUCCAGCUCGAGUAGUCUGCGUCAGGAGGACGAAAUCUCGCCGCCGUCGCCGCGUGGCUUUCGACCGGUACACCCAUUGCGAAUCGGUCUUCAAACCCAACGCAAUGUAACCGAUCUGGUGAGCUCUUCGUCCGAAAUCAACCUACAGACGGAAGUGAAAACGAUGCGGUUUCCCAUACAGAAAUUCUCAAGCCCACAAAAGCUGGCGGAACCUCUCAGUAUUAUCACGAAUCAGUCCGAACGUUACAAGCACGCACAGGUUCUAGACGAAACGGCAAACUACGAGGAGAACCUACAGAGAGGGAUCAAAAGAAAGAAUGAGUACCCGCAUUCCGGGUUGCUAACGGUUGCGGCUCCCACAAGUAAAAUCAUGAAGACCUACCACGAUCCUCACGCGACCGAUUUCCGAAUCAGCAAGCACCCCGAAACCGCCCACUUCCAUCAGGAGGGUAGCUUUUCCCAGGCUAUGCCGUGUGAAAGUGCCGUUUCUACAAAUUACCAAAUGCCUUCGACAUCGACGAGUUCCGAUUCCAAAUCGGAUCCACCAUCGAACAGUGAUAUGUGGAGGCCAUGGUGAUGCUAACCCUCCGACCUGUGAUAGUAGUCUUAGGAUCGGUAUUAACUAAUUUGUAAUUUUUUCGAAGUAUUUGUUGUACAGUUUUAGUAUAGGAUCGAACUCACGGUUUCAUUGAUCGAAGUGAAAGUUCCUUUUAUAUUGUUAAUUUUUAUACAACUGUAAAUAUAUAAUUUAUAAUUUUUUAA
Messenger RNA from Photinus pyralis (common eastern firefly), 1954 nucleotides. RefSeq names its product protein deadpan-like. Gene Ontology annotation, biological process: regulation of neurogenesis; anterior/posterior pattern specification; regulation of transcription by RNA polymerase II. The coding region runs from base 366 to 1769 and encodes 467 amino acids. Gene Ontology annotation, cellular component: nucleus. Gene Ontology annotation, molecular function: protein dimerization activity; RNA polymerase II cis-regulatory region sequence-specific DNA binding; DNA-binding transcription factor activity, RNA polymerase II-specific. The transcript has 4 exons. The record is from RefSeq and is a predicted model, not a curated record. Lineage: Eukaryota; Metazoa; Arthropoda; Insecta; Coleoptera; Lampyridae.